AUGGAGAAAUCCUCAUCAAAGACGAAAAGGCGCCGCGACAGCUCCAAUCUAACCCCCAAACGGUCACAACAUUCACAGUCACCCUCAGAGAAAGUUGACGACUUAGCUCCGAAGCCUAAAAAAUCGAAGAAAGAUGUAUCGGCGACCAAAAAGUCUGCAUCAGACCCUAUCCGAUUACAUAUAGCGCCUUUAACAACGGAAUCAGCAAAGGCAAUUGUAGCGGUGCAGCAUCUAUCUACUGCUUCCUUCCAUACGAUCGAUACAUUCCCGGAAAAGAGUUAUGGGUUUGUUACCCUUCCACGAGUAGAAGCAGAAGCGCUGAGGAAGAAGUACAAUGGAACAGUGUUUCGGGGAAUCAAGAUGAGCAUUGAGGAGGCUAGACCGGUCAAAGAAACCUCUUUGAGUCCGAACGGAGGCGGGGCUGGGAAAACGAGGGAAAUCAGCCCGCUAACGAAGGGCAAAAGAGAGGACGGCGUGCUCCCUGGGUUCGAGUUACCGGAAGGGAGGCAAGUUAAGCGUGGGUGGGCGAAAGAUGUCUCUCUGAAAGCUGGGAAAGGCAAUAAUAAACCUUUGGCAGGCACCUCUGAGUGUCUUUUCAAGACGGUUUUGCCUCCGGUCAUAGCAUCUGAAAUAAAAAAAACGGAUCUGGAGGACGAUAAAUCGAGCAAGAAAAGGUCUAAGGCUAGGGCGGUAAAAAAUCAGGUGGUCGUGAAAGAAUUCAAGAAUUCUACGAAGUUCCCAUCUUUCCUUAAGAUGAGUCGCUUACCGACGGAUUCUGCUGAGAGAAGUGCAGAAUUUGUGGAAGGCGUCGGAUGGGUCAAUGAUGCUGGUGAGGUUAUCGAAGUGGCGCCUGCGAAACGAACGAAGUUGAACAUUCAAAAAGAGCCUACGAAGGAGGAGGAGGAGGAGCCUUCAUCGAGUGAAGGUGGUGAAAGUCAACCGGAAUCUCACUACUCGGUCGAGGAAGUCGAGACUCUUUUGACAAAUUCGAAAUCUUUAGCCACUCCGAAUUCUGCCUCUGGUACCAGUGAAAGCGAGGACGAUUUGGAAAGCGACAGUGGGAGCGAAAGCACAGAUCACUCCACAGGGGCGCCAUUACGAAAAACCGGGUCGAGUUCCGGAAGUGUGGAUGAGGUCUCGCCAGAGGCUUCAGGGUCCAGUUCAUCCGAAUCUACCUCGAACCAAAGCUCAAGCUCUGAAUCCGAGUCCGAGUCCGAGUCCGAGUCCAAAGCAAAGCCAACGGAGGUGCAGGAACUGAAACCUACACUCGCGGUGGAACAAACUGCUAAACAACCAUCCUCCAAUUUCGCAAACCUUACAACUAUUUUUAAGCCUAAAUUGUCUUUAGAUAUCGAAACAACUAGCCAAUUUAAAUUCUUUGGGGGUGACCUUGAUGAGAGUGAUGGGCAAGGGGAGGAAGCUGAAGGCGAGGCAGAAGAUGACCAAUCCUCAGUAACUCGCUUUGACGAUAGGAUUCCCUAUACUCCAAUUACUCCUCAAGCGGAACGAUAUCGAUCGGGGGCGCCGACACCAGAUACAGCUGUCGCCCCCCGUUUUAAGGAUUUUUUGCCUUCGCUUAGAGGCUUUGAGAUCUCUAUCCAGCGGGACUACUUUCGAACCAUCACGGCUGAGAAGAAAGAUACCUUGCGGAAGCCUGCCACUGGUGUAAGGCUGUUGUUUCCGCACACAUAUGACGAUUCUCUGUUGGCAAUAUCCAUCUGGGACUCAGUCAAAUUACCCAACAUUUUAACUACUGGAGAGCUACCCGAAAAGCAAGCUCCUUCUUCAGAGGCAAGUAGUGCUAAAAAUAUCGCAGAUGGCGAGAUCGAAAUGACAAAGUCCGAAGAACGGACGAAAAAACCCCUGAUCGCUCAGCAACCCGUAGUAGCGUUGAAAAAAACAGAUAACUUCACGCCAGAUGAGAUCGACCAACCCAAGACUGGCUCUGGAAGCAAGGUUGUUGGUUGGGCUGGGAAGAAGAAAACCUUUGGCGACAGCGAUGAUUUCGAUAUGGUUGACGCCCCUGCUCUCGCGGCACCAAAAGCUAGGAUGGGAGCUGGAAGUGGAGUCGUUGGUUGGGCUGGUAAGAAAAAAACAUUUGACGAUGAUGAUAACGAUUUUGAUGCUACUGCUCCUGUUGUUGAUCAUCGAACCAAGACCAAGACUGGUUCUGGAAGUGGUCUUACUGCCUGGGCCGGGAAGAAGAAGACAUUUGAUGAUGACAGCGAAGAUUUGGGCUUUUCUACCCCAGUAGAGGCACCGACCAAGGCAAAGACCGGAAGUGGAAGCGGGGUUGCCUCCUGGGCUGGGAAGAGGAAAACUUUUGAUGAUGAGAGGGGGGAUAGUCAAGAGAUUGAGGAGGAUAUGAGGCCUGUCGCGCCUAAAACCUCAACCCCAGACCGGCAUUCAAACCCACGGUCACGAGAAGAAGAAGACGACCGCGAAGGCGAGAGGGCACAGUUGCCUAUAGUUCAGGUAUGGGAGAAAGUCUUCCAUGAAAAUAGGGGGGAUUGGAAUAGGCAGUGGAAGAGAAAGAAGCGUGAAGUUGCAAAGGCGAAGAGAAAGAAGGAGAAGGCGAAGCGUGGGUGGACUGGAGUGUCUGUUUAG
Molecule: messenger RNA, 2607 nt
Organism: Orbilia oligospora ATCC 24927
Lineage: Eukaryota; Fungi; Ascomycota; Orbiliomycetes; Orbiliales; Orbiliaceae
Exons: 1
Coding region: 1-2607 (868 amino acids)
Source: RefSeq, a predicted model, not a curated record